UCACAGGAGACCACAAUAAAGCAAGAAUGUUUGCUCUUUGCUGUCUAAUUACGCUGCUUGUGAAUCCAGGAAUGUGCAGCCACGAAUGGGCAGUACAUUACUUAAACAAAAUGAAAUGUGCCCUUAAGGGCUCAACAACAAUUUUGUUCGGCAGUUUCACAUACCCCGAUGAUCUCACUCUAACUGAGAUAUUCUGGACUGUAAAUCCAGUUCGAGAAGUGGAGACGCCUGAUCUGUCUAAAGAAGCAGAAUAUAAAGGCAGAGUUAAAUACAUUCGGAGUGACGACCAAACCUUCUUUCUCAAACUAUGUAAUGCGACAUCUGAAGAUGAGAAAAUGUACUGCAUCAGAAUCGUGACGGAUGAAGAAACAGGAAAAUAUCUGGGCUAUCCUGGAAUUGAGCUCAAAGUGACAGAACUCAAUGUGGAGGUUCCUGAAGAGGUCAUAGAGGGAAAUUCAGCAGUUUUGUUUUGUAAAACCACCUGCAACUUUGCAGACAGCACAAAAUAUAGCUGGUACAAAAACAAAAUCCCUUUGUCAGAAUCAUUCAGUAGAAAAGAACUGUUUCUGCGGCCGGUCAGCAGUGAUGAUGCAGGAGAAUACAGCUGUGCACUUAGAGAACAUAAAGAUCUGCCUUCCCCUGCUGUCACGCUCAAUGUCAGAUAUCCACCAAAGAACACCUCAGCGUCCAUCAGUUCUUCUGGUGUAAUAGUGGAGGGUGAUUCAGUGACUCUGACCUGCAGCAGUGAAUCAAAUCCACCUGUUCACAUCUACAGCUGGUUUAAAGAGAAUCAAACAUCAUCUGUUGGAUCUGGACAGACGUUCAGCAUCACUAACAUUAAUUCACGUCUCAGUGGAGGGUUUUACUGUGUGGCUCAGAAUAAACAUGGAUCUCAGAGAUCAGCUGCUGUAUCACUCACCGUUAAAGGAGUUCAGAGUUCUGCUGUAGUUUCUGGGAUUGUGGCAGGAUGUGGAGGAUUGUUCUUCAUCAUCAUCUUCAUCAUCCUGUUUAUUAAGAAGAGGAGGACUGAUAGUAGAGCAGAAUACGUCAAUCAAACACACGUGACAAACACACAUCUUCAUCUCCACCUGCAGUAG
Triplophysa rosa is the source of this 1097-nucleotide messenger RNA. Its product is annotated as B-cell receptor CD22-like. NCBI's taxonomy places the organism in Eukaryota, Metazoa, Chordata, Actinopteri, Cypriniformes, Nemacheilidae. The record is from RefSeq and is a predicted model, not a curated record. The transcript has 7 exons. Bases 27 to 1097 code for a protein of 356 amino acids.